AUGGCCUCAAUAUCCGCCACCAUCGCUGCGCUGCUCCCUUCGAUCGCGGCGUGGAGCGAUUUGACACCGUCACCGCAAUGCCAGGCCCAGAUGGACACCUGGUGCAACAAUGUGGACCACUGUGCAAAGGUCGGAAUAGGAGGAGAACCGUAUUUCGCCCGGCUUGACAUGGAUGGGAAGGAUGCAGGGAAGGAAUGGCGCUGCUAUCCUGCCUCCACUCUGAACCUUGAUCACAGCUACUACGUUGGUCCAGGUAUUGAAUGGGAAAGCGGCAUCUGCAGCCGAGACGCACAGUUGCGAGCUGUACUGGCGGCAUGCUCAGCUGACAUAUUUGUGACCACCGUCUUCAAAGGUGGCACUGAGGGCUGCGUGAUGUACCGUACGCCCUCCUUGGUGCGUGUUGAGAACGGCACCCUCUUGGCAUUCACACAAUGCAGACAGCAGAGCCACGGUGACACGAGCCCGCAAUCUCUCCACUUGAAGCGAUCGCACGACAAUGGUCAGACUUGGGGGCCCACCACGAUCUUGCCAUUCGCAGCCAACGAGGACUUCUCGCAGCAGCAUCGUGCAAGCACGCUCUAUGACACGACGACCGGUACUAUCUUCCUUUUCGACGACGCCCGACCCAUCGGCUCCUCGGACACCUGCGAAGUCCAGAUCUGGCGCACGGAGGACCUGGGCGAGACCUGGGCAUCGGUCCAGAACCUCACCGACGACGCGGCAAAUCUCACCGGCAGCGCGCUGGCCACCGGGAUCCGGCUGCCGAGCGGCAAGCUCCUGAUCUGCAUGCGCGCGGGCUGCAACGGGAGGGAGAGCCCGAACGGCGACCACGCGCUCUGGAGCGAGGACGGGGGGGUCACCUGGACCGCGGGAGGACGGAUGUCCGAUGACGGUGCCAGAUUGCACGGCUGGCCAACGGCAGCCUCCUCGCCAUCAGCCGCUCCUCCGCGUGGGCGCCCUCGAAGCUCGCCUCACUCUCCCCCGACGCGGGCCGCUCCUGGAGCGCGGCGCGGGUGGUGCCGCAGCUCUCGGGCUACGCCGUGGCGUUCUCCUCGCUCCUGGGCCGCAGGCCGCAGCAACCUCACCGUGCGGCGCUCGCGGGACGGCGGCGAGACCUGGCCCGAGGGCGACGCCGUGCAGAUCUGGGAGGGGCCCAGCGCCUACAGCUGCCUCGGCUCCACCGCGGACGGCGCGCUGGCCGUGCUCUGGGAGAAGGACGGCGCGGACCUCGGCUUCGCGAAGACGUUCUCCUUCGCCAGUGCUCCGGAGGCGGUGGUCUGA
Messenger RNA from Prorocentrum cordatum, 1281 nucleotides. Lineage: Eukaryota; Dinophyceae; Prorocentrales; Prorocentraceae. The record is from the annotation of a GenBank genome assembly.